Messenger RNA from Prunus armeniaca (apricot), 369 nucleotides. The record is from the annotation of a GenBank genome assembly. NCBI's taxonomy places the organism in Eukaryota, Viridiplantae, Streptophyta, Magnoliopsida, Rosales, Rosaceae.
AUGGCUGAACCCAAUACACCUCAAAAUGUUCAUCCUCCUUCUUCUUCUUCUUCUUCAGCUAAAGUUCCAGCUGACAUGAACAAUGGCCACGCCAACAACACCAACAAAAGUUUAUCGGGCCAAAAGAUCCACUACCCGAACCCGCCCGACGCAUCAAACCCUGACCCGGCAACGCUCAGAGAGCAAUGGAAGUUCGCCAUCAGGCAGUAUAGCAAAUGGUACUCCCACGCCUGGGGCACCGCCAUUCUCGCUGGAGUUUCCUUUUUUGCCCUCGGUUGGGUCAUCAAGGGCUCCAAUCCUCUGCCCUCUUUUAGCCGCCAUGACGAUUCUCCUCCUCCUCCCGACAAAGCCGAUGAAGCUCCACGCUGA